Poecile atricapillus (Black-capped chickadee) is the source of this 1342-nucleotide messenger RNA. It is a transcript of the gene RBMX2, whose product is annotated as RNA binding motif protein X-linked 2. Gene Ontology annotation, biological process: mRNA splicing, via spliceosome. Gene Ontology annotation, cellular component: catalytic step 2 spliceosome; U2 snRNP; precatalytic spliceosome. Gene Ontology annotation, molecular function: RNA binding. The record is from RefSeq and is a predicted model, not a curated record. Lineage: Eukaryota; Metazoa; Chordata; Aves; Passeriformes; Paridae. Bases 8 to 898 code for a protein of 296 amino acids. The transcript is spliced from 6 exons.
CGCCGCCAUGAACCCCCUGACGAAGGUGAAGCUGAUCAAUGAGCUGAACGCGCGGGAGGCGGAGCUGGGCGUGCAGGAGGCGGUGUCGUGGCACGCGGAGUACAAGGACAGCGCUUGGAUCUUUGUGGGCGGGCUGCACUACGAGCUGACGGAGGGCGAUGUCAUCUGCGUGUUCUCGCAGUACGGGGAGAUCGUCAACAUCAACCUCGUGCGGGACAAGAAGACCGGCAAGUCCAAGGGCUUUUGCUUCCUGUGCUAUGAGGACCAGAGGAGCACCAUCCUGGCUGUGGAUAACUUCAAUGGGAUCAAGAUCAAGGGCCGGACCAUCCGCGUGGACCAUGUGGCCAACUACCGGCCCCCCAAGGAGUCCGAGGACUGGGAUGAGGUGACCAGAGCCCUCCAUGCCAAGGGCUGCGGCGUCAAAACGCCACCUCACACCUCGUCCGACUCCCCGUCUGAGGAUGAGGAUGUGCCCGUGAAGAAGCAGAAAGAGAAGCAGCGGAGCAGAGCAGAGCGGUCAAAGUCGAGCCCACAGGCUGGGAAGCGGGUGAGCACGGAGGAGCCCCAUGCCAGGAUCAGGAUCAAGAAGGAGAAGGAGGACCCCGGGUACGAGCGCUACGCUGGCGGGAACGGCGACAGGAACGCCGGCAGCAGGACACAGCGGGAGGAGGAGCAGCGGCGGCACCAGCGGCACUCGGACAGGAGGGGGGACAAGAACUGCCACCAGCAGAGGGGCCACAGCGGCUCCUGGGAGGAGCGGGAGAGGAAGGACGAGGCUGGCAGGAGGGGAGACGGGCACAGCAGUCGGCAAGACACGUCCCCCAGGGGCAGCAAGUCCCGGGAGCCGCACUCCAGGCACAGGGAGCGGGGCUCUGGCAGAGACUCCGGCCGCUGCUGAGCCCUUUGGGGUGAGGGAGGCCCUGGGCCUGCUCUGAGCUCCUGGGAUGCCACGGCUGGACCUUUCACCUGGGAGCUUCCCCUUGCCUCUCAUCCCACCCUGGGCCGGGGCUCUCCACGCUGCCCAUGCUGCUGGCUGGGACAGGGGUUUGUCCUUCGACCGGGGAGGGUGUCAAGUGGAGAAGGCUGGGAGCAGCAGGAUGCUCCUCUUCCCUAAAUCCUUGGGGCGGUGUCCUCCUCUUGCACUGGGGGCAGAGGCUGCUGGGUGUCUUGUCUGGCCUCCUGGGCCAGGUUUGGGCCCUGUGCCCACCCAGCAUCUUCUGGAUUCCAUGAUGUAUCCACUGGGCUGCACCGCCGUGUCGGGGUGAUUUAUCAUGGAUUUGUUUAAAGGUUUCUUAAUAAAAGUUCCUGUGGCGGGAGCAGUGUACGUGUCUGUAGGCCAGGG